Molecule: messenger RNA, 772 nt
Organism: Corticium candelabrum
Lineage: Eukaryota; Metazoa; Porifera; Homoscleromorpha; Homosclerophorida; Plakinidae
Exons: 2
Coding region: 152-772 (206 amino acids)
Source: RefSeq, a predicted model, not a curated record
GCUCAAUGGGCGUUGGCGACACGAGGGAAUACGAUCUUACAUGUGUAUAGCCAACCCGAACGUUUCCGCAUCCUGCUCGUGCACUAAUAGCAGUGGUAUAUCCGAGCCACAUCCGGGUCACUGGUGGCAACGGCACGUGUAGUGUACAAUAAUGAAGCGCGUACGAGGGAUAGAAGACUUCUUCAACAGCAGUUCAAGAUCAAAGCAGCCGCGUGAUGAAACAGAGGAGCACCAAGACAGACCACAAUCUCCUAGCGGUACGUCCCCCGUCCGAGUCAUGAUCAACAGCGAGCCAUUGGAGCGUGCUAGCGAUACAUGCAGUGAAAGUGUGCCUGAAUCCAGCAGACAGACGAAAAGAAACUUUCAGCCGAGGUGGCUGAACGAGUUCUCUUGGUUGCGUUAUGAGAACGGCGCUAUGACGUGCUCUUACUGCAGUGCCUUUCCUGCCAAAGCAGGAAGCACAGAAUUUGCGAAGGGCUGCGUGACAACCUUUAAACGAGAAACAGUAACUGCCCAUGGUAAAAGCAAGAGGCAUAUUAGUUGCAGAGACUCUGCCCUUGGGAUGAAAAGAGGAGCAACGAUACAGGUAGGGUUUGAAACUCAAGAAGCCGUCAGUGACGGUAGGGAGAUGGUAGAUCUGCUGAGAAAGAUCAACACAGCGUACGCAAUAGCUAAGGAGGAACUGCCAUUUACAAAGUUUCGUCCUCUGUUGGACUUGCAACGGAAGAACGGUUUGGAAUUGAGCCAAAGUUGGAAGUGGCAGAGAAAAUGA